AUGAGGUUGCGGAGGACUGGGGUCUGCCCGCAACUGACGCUCAGGCUCCAGCCUUUGGAUCGAGAGAAGAGUCGGGCGCAGGAGAAACACUGGCAGAGAGAUCUGCUGGUGUGCGGCGGGUCCAUCCUCGCUUCCGCUUCCGGGAAAGUCAAAGGGGCGGGUCUGCGGUCUGCGACCCUGGGCCGCUGCGGUGGAAGGAAGCCGUGCGUCGGCUGCGGGCUAACACCUGGGGAAUCGUAA
This is a messenger RNA of Rangifer tarandus platyrhynchus (Svalbard reindeer), 240 nucleotides long. The record is from the annotation of a GenBank genome assembly. NCBI's taxonomy places the organism in Eukaryota, Metazoa, Chordata, Mammalia, Artiodactyla, Cervidae.